Molecule: messenger RNA, 624 nt
Organism: Entamoeba histolytica HM-1:IMSS
Lineage: Eukaryota; Evosea; Mastigamoebida; Endamoebidae
Exons: 1
Coding region: 1-624 (207 amino acids)
Source: RefSeq, a predicted model, not a curated record
AUGCUUAGUAGUCUUGGAAAUUCUAUACAAAUUCAAUACGGAAAUCCAACUUAUGCUUGUGGUGAAGUGUUUUGUGAUUCUACUAUGUUCAUUCAACAAAAUGGUGUAGUAGUGUCACAGAAUAUUUUAUCAACAGGCAUUUUGACAACCCCAUGUUUAAUUCAAGAUGGCUAUUAUCAGAAUAUACCCAAUAUAAAGCAAUAUAAUAACCUAAAAAGUAAAGAGAGAGAAUUAACUAAGAGGGCAUAUACAGUAGGCUUUUUAGCCUGGUGUUUGUCAAUGUAUGGAUGUGAAGUUAAAGCUGAGAAGAGCAGGAAAAGGUCUACCAAGAUCAUUCCUUUUAAUAUUGAACGUGUUACAUAUCAAGGAGAAGUUAUAUUUAACCUUGAAAUGUUUAAGGCUCGUAUAGGUGCAAAUAUAAAAAACCAAACACUCAUUAAUGCAAUGAAUCUUGAAUUAAUUUCAUUGUUAGAACAAUUUGGAUGUAAGAUUAACUACAAUACAAGAAAACAUUGCACUUAUCCAUUAAUAACAAUAACAUCAUAUUCAGUACAAGGCAUUACUUACUAUGACUGGGAAAUAAAUGGAAAAAUGUAUUAUGAAGCGAUAAAACAGCAAAUCUAA